AGGAAGGCAGAUCGCCCUCUUGCCAAGCCCAGUGUAUGACUUCCGGAGCCCGGGAGCGUUAGCAGACCCUGCUGGGAGCCGCUCUGCCUGGGCGCCUGAUCCACACAGCCGGGCAUUAUGUUCCUAGGACCCCCGCGCCUGAGGAAGUGGUUCGGCCGCCAGAACAAUUACCGGAGGACCAUUCAGAAUACGUUCAAGCCGAGGGCAUACCCUUCCUUCACCCGCCGGAUCCCGUACGACGCGAACAAUGCGGCCGCCGAGGACAAUGACAACAUCGAGACGACCAUCCGGCAGUUCAGGAACUACAACAACCGGCCUGAGAGAUUUGGAAGACAGCUGAUGUUUGGACCAAUAAGAAAAUCAGUGGUAAAUGAUACACGAAGCAAUUCGGAGGGAUCCAGCUCCGUCGUCUUUGGGGAGUCCUUGGCCACCAGAACAAUGAAGCAGAAGAAGCAGAGAGACAACAGGGUGAACCAGAACCGGGGGAUACCACCACCUCCACCACCGCACAAGAUGCGGGCAGCCGAGGGGAAAUCUCCGAACAAGAACAGGUACAAUUUUUCUGGCAGGUACCAAGUCCAGCUCAGGCCUGGGUCAAUCCUGACGGUGUCUGUUGCCAACCCUCAAAUAAGCAUAAGUAGACAAUUCAAGCGUUCUGAUGGCGAAACUUCAUUUCUGAAAGAUAAAUGGAGCGCUCCCAAACAUGAGAAGUUUCAGCCCAGAGGGAUCUCCCUGAGGUACAAUUUCCGAGCCGUUGCCAAUCAGACUAAAAUGACCCUCAACGAGCGAUUCUCUGGCCUGAAGAUCAUCAAAGGGAAUUUCACUGUUACCAAAUCUGGGAGCAGAACCGUCACACUGCCUUAAAUGUUAUGAUAAUACAGAGUUGUCAGUAGUUGCUUCGUACAAUUUUUUGCCACAGAUAGUGAUUUUCCUUCCAAUAGUUUGCUAACAUAGACUUUCCGCUUUCCAGAAAACUUCUUAUGCUACAGCUUCAGUAAUCCAUCACAGUCAAGUGUAUUCAUAAAUCAUAAGAAAAAAAAAUCCCUGUGGGCUCUCUUCAUAUUCCUUUACGAGAAAAUUUGUCAGGUGAGACAGGAAAAGGAAGGGGUCAAAUAUCUUGAUGGUUUCUGACGGUAGCACAAUCGUUCUUUGCUCUUGAAGCAGUCGAGGGCUUGUUCACUCUGAGUUCACUCGUUCAUCGCAACUAAGAAAUCCAUUUCAGAUUCUGCUCCAUCAGUAGAAUAAGCUAGUGCCCAUAGCCUUGUGAAAACACUCAUUAAGUUCAGCCAAACUUGCUAUUUCCAGUGUGACAUCUUGGACAAACCAUCAGGCAUUUCUUUUGACGUUAAGUGUUAUUGAACCUUAACAUAGCUUUGUGACGAUGUAGAGAUAAUCAGUUCUAAGAUUGAGUGUGAUGCUAUGUGUAUACAACGUAAAUAAAGACUUUGCAAAUCAA
Sarcophilus harrisii (Tasmanian devil) is the source of this 1456-nucleotide messenger RNA. Its product is annotated as UAP56-interacting factor-like. Bases 118 to 864 code for a protein of 248 amino acids. Gene Ontology annotation, molecular function: mRNA binding. Lineage: Eukaryota; Metazoa; Chordata; Mammalia; Dasyuromorphia; Dasyuridae. Gene Ontology annotation, biological process: mRNA export from nucleus. The transcript has 8 exons. The record is from RefSeq and is a predicted model, not a curated record.